AUGCCACACAAGUGCAAUCUCUGUCCUGCAACAUUCAUCCGGAGCACGCACUUGAAACGUCACAAGCAGACACAUACAGGCGAGAAGCCAUGCAAGUGUGAUCUGUGUCCUGCAGAGUUUAGCGAUGGUGCGUACUUGCAGUGUCACAAGCAGACACACAUGGGUGAGAAGCCAUACAAGUGUGACACAUGUUCUGCAGGGUUCAUCCAGAGCGCACACCUGCGGCGUCACAAGCAAACUCAUACGGAGUUCAUCCAGCUGCAGCACCUGAAGGGUCACGUGCGGAUUCAUACUGGUGAGAAGCCAUACAAGUGCGACACAUGUUCUGCAGGGUUCAUCCAGAGUGCCCGCCUGCAGCAUCACAAACAAACACAUGUACACACAUGGGCGAGGAGCCACAGAAGUGUGGUUACUGCCCUGCAGACUUCAGCUAGUGCAAAAACAUGCAGCGUCACAAGCACACACACUGGCGACAAGUCACACAGGUGCAGCCUCUGCCCUGAGAAGUUCAACCGUAACACGAACCUGCAGAGUCACAAGCAGACACACAUGGGUGAGAUGCCUAAAAAGUGCGGUUACCAUCUUGCGGAUUUCAUCUUGUGCCAGAACCUGUGGCGUCACAGCAAGACGCACAUGGUUGAGAAGCCAUAG
Ornithodoros turicata is the source of this 651-nucleotide messenger RNA. Its product is annotated as zinc finger protein 431-like. The transcript has 3 exons. The coding region runs from base 1 to 651 and encodes 216 amino acids. Gene Ontology annotation, biological process: regulation of transcription by RNA polymerase II. Gene Ontology annotation, molecular function: RNA polymerase II cis-regulatory region sequence-specific DNA binding; DNA-binding transcription factor activity, RNA polymerase II-specific. Lineage: Eukaryota; Metazoa; Arthropoda; Arachnida; Ixodida; Argasidae. The record is from RefSeq and is a predicted model, not a curated record.